Messenger RNA from Plectropomus leopardus (leopard coralgrouper), 1176 nucleotides. RefSeq names its product cytochrome c oxidase assembly factor 7 (gene coa7). The record is from RefSeq and is a predicted model, not a curated record. Gene Ontology annotation, cellular component: mitochondrial intermembrane space. Lineage: Eukaryota; Metazoa; Chordata; Actinopteri; Perciformes; Serranidae. Gene Ontology annotation, molecular function: protein binding.
UUUUAAAAACAGGAAAACCAUUAUUUAAUCAUCUUUUAUCUCAACGUCACGAUUGACAUACAUCAUCUAAUUUUUUUUUUUCCAAGACAUUUUUUUUGCAACAUCGCUGUGUAACACCAAGGUCACCAGUGCGACCAGUGGAUGUAGUGGGAGCUAAUCCCUCAGCACGCGAUUAUAGUAAAGUUUUAAAGCCGCACGUGCACGAAAUAUGGCUGGACUUAUAAACUUUGAGGAUGAAAACGAAGUGAAGCAGUUUUUGGACAAUUUGGGAGUGGAGUACAGCUUCCAGUGCUACAAAGAAAAGGAUCCUGAAGGGUGCCAAAGGCUCGCAGACUACUUGGAAGGUGUGAAGAAAGACUAUGAAUCUGCAGCACAAGUGCUCAAACAUAACUGUGAAACAUAUGGACACGGAGAGAGCUGCUAUAAACUGGGGGCAUAUCAUGUCACAGGCAAAGGUGGAGUGACUGAGUGUCUGAAAACAGCGUUCUCCUGCUUUAUGCGCUCCUGCAACACUGGUGGAAAGAAGUCUGUAGAUGCUUGCCAUAAUGUUGGUCUGUUGGCCCAUGAUGGACGAGCUAUGGAAGGAGGUACUGACCCGACUGUAGCUCGGCAGUACUACGAGAAGGCCUGCGCUGGCGGCUUCGCUCCCUCCUGCUUUAACCUCAGUGCUUUAUUCAUAGAGGGUAACGCCAAAGGACUGGCACCAGAUAUGGUACAAGCUCUGAAGUACGCCAGCAGGGCUUGUGAGCUGGGACAUGUGUGGGGCUGCGCUAAUGCAAGUCGAAUGUACAGACUUGGGGACGGGACGGAGAAGGACGAGAAGAAGGCAGAGGAGUUGAAGAAUCGAGCGAGGGAGCUGCAUGGUUUAGAGAAGGAGAGGCAGCUCAAAUUUGGUGAAUGAAUGUGACUCAUCUGAUUAAAUUAUUAUUGUCUUGGUUUGACUACACAUGUGGUGCUCAGUCAGGUUGUUUGUGGGGACGAGUAAAUUUGUGCUGUUCAGGGCUUCAGAGGUAGGAGACGAUAGGUUGUUUUUAAAAAGAAUGGUUGAAUUAACAUGUUUGCCUCAUUUACAGUGCGUAGACCAUCAAAUUCAGGGAGCAGUGUUGACUUGACUGUAUUGGUAGCCAAAUGUAUGUUAAUAUAAAUGAAAAAAGACAAUAAAAUAAAUUGUGAAUC